UGCGCUAGCCGCCCUGCGUUAGCUGGCCCUUGUUCUCCUCUCUCGUUACCCCUCCCCGAGGGCGGUGGAAACCGCUACUCGGGUGGCCGGCUCUCUUCCCGCUUUAAGGAGACAUCGAGGUUUGAACCCAGGUCCCUGGCCAGAGAUAAUCUCGCCAGUGUGUGAAGGACCUAGUCAAAGACAUGCAGGAUCCAAAUGAAGAUACAGAAUGGAAUGAAAUCCUAAGGGAUUUUGGUAUUCUUCCACCAAAAGAAGAGCCGAAAGAUGAAAUUGAAGAAAUGGUUACACGUUUACAGGAAGAAGCAAUGGUUAAACCAUAUGAAAAGAUGACUCUUAAACAAUUGAAGGAAGCUGAAGAUGAAUUUGAUGAUGAAGAUAUGAGAGCUAUUGAAAUAUAUAGAGAAAAACGGUUACAGGAAUGGAAAGCUCUUAAGAAAAAACAAAAGUUUGGGGAAUUAAGAGAAAUAUCUGGAAAUCAAUAUGUGAAUGAAGUCACAAAUGCAGAAACAGAUGUGUGGGUUAUAAUUCAUCUAUACAGAUCAAGCAUCCCAAUGUGUUUGUUGGUUAACCAACAUCUUAGUCUCCUAGCAAGAAAGUUUCCAGAAACUAAAUUUGUUAAAGCCAUCGUGAAUAGCUGUAUUCAACAUUACCAUGACAAUUGUUUACCAACAAUUUUUGUUUAUAAAAAUGGUCAGAUAGAAGGCAAAUUCAUUGGAAUUACAGAAUGUGGAGGGAUAAACCUUAAACUGGAAGAACUUGAAUGGAAGCUAGCAGAAGUUGGAGCAAUACAGACUGAUUUAGAAGAAAACCCUAAAAAAGGCAUUGCGGAUGUAAUGAUAUCUUCGAUUAGAAACACUUCCAUUUAUGAUGAUACUAAUAGUUCAAACAGUGAUAAUGAUGAUACCAAAUAGAAAUACAUAAUAAAUAGUUUU
Talpa occidentalis (Iberian mole) is the source of this 932-nucleotide messenger RNA. RefSeq names its product phosducin like 2 (gene PDCL2). The coding region runs from base 183 to 911 and encodes 242 amino acids. The transcript has 6 exons. Gene Ontology annotation, biological process: protein folding. Lineage: Eukaryota; Metazoa; Chordata; Mammalia; Eulipotyphla; Talpidae. The record is from RefSeq and is a predicted model, not a curated record. Gene Ontology annotation, cellular component: cytoplasm.